Gopherus evgoodei (Goodes thornscrub tortoise) is the source of this 5831-nucleotide messenger RNA. RefSeq names its product leucine rich repeat and sterile alpha motif containing 1 (gene LRSAM1). The record is from RefSeq and is a predicted model, not a curated record. The transcript is spliced from 25 exons. Gene Ontology annotation, molecular function: protein binding. NCBI's taxonomy places the organism in Eukaryota, Metazoa, Chordata, Testudines, Testudinidae. The coding region runs from base 558 to 2732 and encodes 724 amino acids.
GCCAUGUUGUGUGUGGGCAAGGGGCCCAGAGGCGAGCGAGCCGCCAUGUUAGGUGUGGGCGGAGCCCCAGCAACGAGGCUUAGUGGCCGUAUCAGGUGUGGGUACAGAGCUCCACGGACGGAGAGGCCCAGCCGCCAUGUUAUCUGUGGGCAAGGCCCUCAAGCCGGGCAGGCCAAGCGGGGCCUAGGUCUCUCCCCUUCCCUCAGAGCAGGCCUGGCUCCUCCUUCGGCUCCUAGCGAGGAAUGGGCGGGUCGCACGACAACAAAUUCCCCGUGUAGCUGCAGGUCCCUAUGGCUCCGGGUCGCGGGGAGGCUCGCGCCACCCCUCACAGUUCCAAGCCGCUCCGGCUUCUCCUGUGGCGGUAGGUCAGGUCAUGUGACCCCGCCGCCGAGGGGGCGGGGCACCCGGAAGUCCCUGGGAUGACAGCGGAGAGUGAGUGCAAUUCCUCAACCUAGGCUCCCUGUCAACACCUGUUACAUACAGUCUCUGACUCUUCUGCCUUUGUUUACACUGAUCACUUUCUGCCACUGAGACGGGUCUGGAGUGAAAAGCUAAAGAUGCUGCUGUUCUUCCGUAAAAGGAAACCCAGUGAGGAGGCCCGGAAGCGCCUUGAAUACCAAAUGUGCCUGGCAAAAGAAGCUGGUGCUGAUGACAUUCUUGAUAUAUCUAAAUGUGAACUCUCCGAGAUUCCUUAUGGCGCUUUUGCAACAUGUAAAGUUUUGCAAAAAAAGGUGCUGAUUGUUCAUACAAAUAAUCUGACAUCUCUGGUUCCAAAGUCCUGCAGUCUCCUGAAUCUCAUAACUGUGAAGGUUUUAGAUCUCCAUGACAACCAGCUGACAUCGCUUCCUGAUGAUAUUGGCCAGCUGACAUAUCUCCAGGUCCUAAACAUUGAAAGGAAUCUCUUAAAAUCUCUUCCACGGUCUAUAGGGGACCUCACCCAGCUCCAGACACUCAAUGUGAAAGGUAAUAAGCUGAAGGAGCUGCCUUCUACCCUGGGUGACCUGCGCAGCUUGCGCACCCUUGAUGUCAGUGAGAAUCUGCUGCAGAAAUUGCCCCAGGCAUUGGCUCACAUCCGCACGCUGGAGACUCUAAUGCUGGAUGCUUCAUCCAUGACCUACCCGCCAUAUGAUGUUUGCAGUGCCGGCACAGAGUGUGUCCAGCAGUUCCUGUGCAAAGAGUCGGGAAUCAAAUACUGCCCUCCCUCCCAGUAUCUUCUUCCGGUGCUGGAAAGUGAUGGAGGAGAAACAUCAGUGGAUGGUGUCGACAGGUGUGUGCAUAAAUACAUGGAGAAAGAGAGCGAGUGGCAGAACAAAUUCUUGGAUUAUGAGAAGAGGAAGGAAGAGAAGAUGCUGGAGAAGCUGGAGUUCGAGCGUCGCCUGGACAUGGGGCAGAGGGAGCAUGCUCAGCUUCUUCAGCAGAGCAGCAGUCAGAAGGAGGAGAUUCUGCAGACUGUGAAGAAGGAGCAGGUGAGGCUGGAGAAAGGUCUGACGAAGCAUCAGCGCAACCUGGAGGGAGAGCACCUGAAGCUGCUGGAGCAGCUGAAACAAACGGAGCAGGGCAUUGCCAGCCGAAUCCAGAAGCUUCUGGAGGAGAAUCAGAGGCAGAAACAAAGUUCAGAAAUUUUGAAAUCCCUGGAGAACGAGAGAAUAAGGAUGGACCAGCUGAUGGCAAUCACGCAGGAGGAGACAGAGCAGCUACGCAGAAGGGAAGUGGCCUCUGCCAUGCAACAAAUGCUGGCUGAGAGCUAUAAGAACAAGCUCAUCCACAUGACCUCUGAAUCUCGAAGGCAAGACCUCGUCAACCAGGCGUGCUCCAGCCUGGCAGAGAUGGAUCAGAAGUUCCAACAAAUCCUAGCUUGGCAACAGCUGGAUCAGAACAAGGCCACUAGUCAGAUCCUGCAGGAGAGUGAAAUGCAGAAAGCGGCCUUUGAAGCCCUUCAGGUGAAGAAGGAUCUCUUGCACCGGCAGAUCAGGAACCAGAUUAAGUUAAUAGAAACAGAGUUAUUGCAGCUGACACAGCUGGAGUUAAAGAGGCAAGAACUGGACACAGAGACACUGCAGGAGGUGAUCACAGAGCAACGCCGAGCCCUGAGCUACAUGCUGCAGCAGCUGCUCAAGGAGAAGAAGCAAAGAGAAGAGGAACUGCAACAAAUCCUGCUGGAGAUGGAGGCAAAAAGUGAAACGAAGCAGGAGAACUACUGGCUGAUCCAGUAUCAGCGCCUACUGAACCAGAAGCCUCUCUCACUGAAACUCCAGGAGGAGGGCUUGGAGAGGCAGCUGAUAAACCUGCUGAUCGAGCUGUCGGCUGAACAGUACAUACCAAUCUUUGCCCAUCAUCGGCUGUCGCUGGAAAUGCUCAGCACCAUGACCCUCAGCGACCUGGCAAAGAUUGGAAUCACAGAAACUGGCCUGCAGCAUGCGAUCCUCAGGCGAGCCCAGGAGAUCCUGGCUGUGGCUAAAACAAUCCCAGAGCUGCUGAAGAGCACUGAGACCAAGGGCCCUGCUGCACCAGAGCCGAGUGCCCCCCCUGAAGAAAUCCUCCCUUCUGCACCCCAGCUGGAGCUGGACAAGAGGAAGUCUGAGUGCGUGGUCUGCAUGGAGCAGGAGGCCCAGAUGAUCUUCCUGAACUGUGGCCACGUGUGCUGCUGCCAAACAUGCUGCGAGACCCUGCGCAUCUGCCCCCUGUGCCGCAAAGACAUCAUGCAGCGUGUCCGCAUCUUCCACAGCAGCUAGCCAGGGAGCAGCUGCUGGGCUCUUGGGGCUGGAGGUGCCAUCAGCUGGGAAGGCCGCUGCCCGAGGCUCCUCGGAGGCCUGGGUGGGUGUCAGAUCUGCUCAUCUCCAUGCCGCAGCGUAUCAACCACCCCUCCCACUGUCACGUGUACACCUUGCACUGCUCAGAGCCUGUGACUGUGAGGCUGCUUUGGGGAGGACUGGAAUGUGCACUGUCACCUCAUGUCCUGGGGGUAACUCCAGGGCUGAAUGUUCUCAUAUGCUCCUGAAGGCAUGUUUAGCCACACCCCUCUUCCCCCACCGUAACCCCUGCAGUUGUCCCCUGUGCUAUGCAGAUGGAAGCAGACGCUGCUGAGUGACUUAUGGGCUAUCUCAAGUCCCCAUGAGUGUCGGUGGAUUUCUGCCUCCCUUGCCUUGCCUGUCUGUGUGCUCCCAAGAUGCCGGGGGGCUGCAAGCCCAUCCCUUCCCUGUCUAAUGUAUUUAUUUGCCUUCAGCAACAUGAUCACACUACACUGUUUCCUCCCAGCCAGAGGAGACUGGUUCAGUCAGUAGCUUCCUUUUGUGUGUGAGGAGCUCCCUUUCUGCAUGGCCCUGGGCACCUGGGAGACCAGAGCUCCUCCGUGGGUGCUGUUGCAGGGAAAGGCCAACACUUGGUAGCAAGCAUGGGAUUCUCUGGGAACCCUGUCAGGCCCUCACACCCAGACUGCUCCAAGCCCUCACAUUCCUGCAGUGGAGGGAUCUGACCCUUAGCAGCUGACCAUGCUGGGAGAACCAUGAUUGCCCUCCUCCCCCCAACACACACACUUUAACCCAUCUCCCAUUGCAGGGGGAGGGCCCCUGGGUCUGCUGGCAAGGAGCUGUCUGUCAGGUUGGAUCUGCUAGCUGGACACAGAGGGGGCUGGUUCUGAAUGUAAGUGGCUGCUCCAGUCUUGCAUCUUGGACUGCAGGCUGAUAGCGCAGGUCAGGCAUAGACCUGGAGGGCUCACUCCCGUCACCGGGUUUGGGGAGGGACAAACCAAGUAGCAUCCGUCAGCGAUGUGACUGGAGAACUUGCAGCUGACCCUGCAGGAUGAGGCCCACAGCUGUCUGCACAGGUGGUCCCACUGGAAUUGUGGGGCCAUUUGUCCAGCCCUGCCAGGUCCUGGGUGAAAAUAAAUGUGCAUCUCUGAGCUAAGGCUCUGAUUUCCUUGGGGCGCUGCUGCCACCCUGAGCCAGCACUGUCUGUGGGGGAGAGCAGGGCACUCUUGCCAAAGCUACAGGCGGGAGGUAGUCGUGCAUGGGGGGAGGGUGAUCUUCUUGAUGGAGCUGUUGGCAGCUUUGCAUUGGGAGCAGGACAUUUGGUUAAUUGUUUCUCCAUUUUAAUUAAUAAGUAACAAUUUCAGUGAGUUCCCGCUUUCUAGACCUUGACCUACAAGCUGAACCAGCCUGUCUCAUUCCCCCAGGCACAGCUGGUUUGUGCUGUUGGCUGUUCACUCACAUUUUCUUGAGAAAUGUGAGGGCAGUAGAAGGGUGACUCAGUGUUGGGUACUGGCCUUUUACCUCCAUAGGCCGAGGUUCAAAGCUGGUCCUGGAUCCCCAGUAGCAAUGGGACUGCUGGGAUCUCACUGGUUAUCCUCCUCUGUCUGCAUCAGCAAAGCCCAGCUCCUCCGAGCUGGUGGUGUUGGCUCAUCUCUCUCCCAGAGACCAGUGGGGAGCACUGCAGGGUGGUGGCAGAGCUUGGGGGUGGGAAGGCCACAGCAUAGGACUGAGAGAGGAGGCAGUAGGACUGAAGUGCAGGUGGAACUAGACCUGCUGAUGCCAGGCCUGGCUCUCCAGAGCAGCACUAGGCAGUUCCCUCACUGAUCUCAGAGGCUGAGCUCUGGGAGGAAAGCUCCGGAACGUGGGACCCACUGGCUGCUUCUCUGGCCCCGGCCCCGGCCCCAUGACUGGUGAUGACAAAACAGUGGAAGGCUGAUGGGCUCGAGGCUACGAGACAUGCCUUGGGGGAGCUGCAUGCUCUCUCUGCGUCAUGGUCAGGUGGCAUUAUGAGCAUCCUUGGUCUGAGGGGGGUCACUUCCCAUCUGAGGGACCCAGGAGAGCUGCAAGAAGGGCCAUGUCAGUGGGGUCCCAGGGCCUGUUUCUCAGCACAGCAGGGGGCACUACCCACCAAUGACAUGGACGAGCUGCCUAAAUGAACUCGGAUUGAGAUGGGGAAAGGGCCCCACAGAGGGGUUUCUCUCACCCCAUCCCCAGGGCCUUUUAUUGCUGGGUCCUGAUCCUGUGGGCGGCUGAGUCCCCUUCGCUCCCAGGGCCUUCUGUGGGGGGAGAGGCAGGAUCGUGCCCUUCCUCCCUGAUACAGGGCUCAGUGCCGGAGCAGCAGGUUCAUGCUGGAGCUUCCUUUCGCAUUUUCCUCGGCUGUCCCACUCUCCCUAGGCUCCAGGACCCUGUGUGGGGGCGGUUCCAGGUUGAGGACUCUGAGGAGGUGCAUCUUGGCACAUCUCUGAUUGGGGAUCCAAAGUCAGCAUUGGGUCUAGGCAAAAAAACCCCAAAGGCCCCUCUGCCCUUGCCUCAAAGAGCAGGCUGGUCCCUGGCUCCAUCUUGGAAAGCAGCUUUGACCGCUCUCCAGAGCCCCUGCUCACAGAACAGUUGCUGUGCCCCCAGCGUGUGGCAGGGGAGUCAGACGGUGGCAUGGGCUUAUGGCAAUGGCAGCAGUAUGCACAACACCUUAUCCCCAUGUCUCAUCCAGCCCAGCUUGGCAGUGACCCUGGCAAGUGAGAUUGGGGUCUGAGUUCCCAAUGAGCUGGAAGCUGCGUCUCACAGCUCCUCCUCCCUGCAGUGCCGUCUCCCCACUGACCCUUAGGGCUGAUCUGUAGGCAAGGGUGCUAUAGGCCUUGCGAGUUCAGUAGCCAGAGCUGUUCAGAGCCAGCACCUGUUUACUCGCUCCCAGCUCACCCACCCACUCUGGAAAGGCUCCCUUCCCUGCCGUGCUUGCCCCCAGCCUGCAAGCCAGGCCUUUCCACAGCACCCCUGAAGCCCUUGGGGAAGGCCAAGACCAUAGUAUGGCCGUCACAUGUAUGUAUUUCACUAGUGAGCCUGUAUGUGAAUAAAUGCCUUCAAAGGGUG